CCACUGGCUUAGAAGCAAAGAGCAGUAAACUUAUUGGUUCUUACUGAUUUAUAAUUAUUGGUCUAGUUCUCAAGGUCAGUGUUGGGGCCUUCUGUGUGAAACAUGAUGAAUAUUGGAAACCAGUUUCUUUGGUCAAAGAUCUAUCAGCAAUGGAAUAACAUGAACAGAUAUGGUGUGGUCCGCAGCUACAGUGGUUCCUAAAUGAGUUAAUGGAUAGGUAAGAUUAGACUGUGGUUCUAACUAGAUCUGUUUUCACAAGUCUGACUUUAGGCUCUUAAAGUCUUUUAUCACCCUGGGUUGGUCUUUGCAUUCUCGUGCAUCUGCCAACAAUGGCAGUUUCAUGGUUUAUAUUAAUUUUCUUGAUCUUUGGGGAAUAUUUAAUUUUAUUCCACCCUCCCACACAGAUACAAAACUUGUGUGGCACUUCAGAUGAUAAAUGACUUAAUGUUGUGGACUAUACAGUUUAUAAUCAGUGUAUGAUUGUGGUUUUGCUGCAUCAUGAAGUUGAAAUUUAUUUUAGAAGAGGGAGAGGCCUCUGUUGAGCCUUUAGGAUUAAGUCACUAAGUUUACUGACACAAAUGAAUCUGUUUCUUUAGAAUGUGUUUACAGAAGAUGUCAGCAUCUUUGAAAACAAAAGAGGUGUUCAUUUUCAUUUUCCCCUUUUCCUCUUCUAUUACAUGGCAUUAGAUUUAAUUUAUCUGCUUUUGCUCUAACAAUAUAAGAGUAAGUGCAUUCGCCUGGAAUAGGGAGAGCUAGAUGUCAUCCAAAACUCUGAGAGCGUCCCUCGGUGCUGAGAGAUCUUUUCUUUGUGAAUAGUGAUUUUGCUGCUGGUAAUUUUUCCAGUCUGCCCAAAGCCAGGCUGUCACACGUAUGACCUCUCUUUAGGAGGUGUGAAGAAACCUUGAAAUAUUACACAUUUUUGAGAUGUGGAAAAAUAAACUCAAUUUAAAAUGAUCUCCAUAAGAAAAACAAUACACCUAAAACAAAACAUCUACAUUCCCAUGACAACUGGGCAAACUGCUAAAGAAGAUCAUGUGAUGUGAUCGAAAGCUGCAGAGCAGCUCCUGUACUGAGGAGACUGAGACCAUUAACCGCCUGAAACUCUUUUUAUAAGUAAACAUCUUUUUUAAGAAUUAGUGUUAUUUGUGUAUAUUAUUGUUAAUUAACAGAUAAUGGAGGGAGUUUUGCAUGAGAGGUCUCUUUAUUUGAGUCCAGCCCACACUUAGCAUUAUGGGUAAUCUAGACAGCAGUCUAGGAAUCAUGGGAAACGUAGUAAAGAAUUGUGUGCUUAGCUGCACUGACAGACCAUAAGGAACUGUCCAGGCACAUUUUCACUCCCGCCUCCAGUACAUUCAACCACCGGCAUCUUUAUUUCUCUCAGGCCCUUUUGUCCUUUUUUCCCAUAGACCUGGCUUUGUAUCCCCAUCCCCAUUGCUCUCCAUCUCUCACAGUCUGCCUCUGCAUCAUAGCGCCACUGAGCAUGGAGUUCCUACGUCACUCCUUUCAGCAGAUGGAGAGGAGGAAGGGGGGGGGAGGGUAAGACAGAGAGCGAAAGGGAGGAGGAAGAGGGAGCUGUAUAUCUCUACUGCAUCAGCGCCAACAUCACUGCCACGCAAGCUUUCGUCACCGGAAAACAACGAGGAAGAUCUUGACACCACAGAGAUUAAAAAAAACAUCAGCAGCAGCAGAAACUCCUCCACCUCCACCUGACGUGUAUCCACAGAUUAGGUCAAGACGGGGUUCUACCUUCGCCAGGCACAGGCAUCUAGACCCCCCACCCCAAGAUAGAGCUAAUAAAGCUAUCCCAGCCAUGACCUGAGUGAAGCAGGCAAACAUCGGACGCUCUCCAUUAACAUGGGCAACCAGGAGGCUAAGCAAAAGAAAGCUGCAGCAUCGGGUAAUGGAAGCUACCCUUCACUGGAUGAAGGAUGGAGAGAGGGAGGGGAUGUGACAAAAAAAGGAGGAAAGAAACUUCACGGUAAGCAUGGAGGUAAAGGAGCAGGCAGCAGCGCAGGAGGAGGGGGGAUGUAUGGCACAGGACCAGGCAGGAAGAAAAACAAAUCUGACUCCAAGUCCUCCGUUUUCUCCAUCCGCAAGAGAAAGAGCAACCUGAAAGGGAAAGGAGACGUGUGCUCGUCAGUAACAGGCUCAAAGGAGGACGUUUUAGCAUCUCAACAUGAUGAACUGGACAGCACCAAAACACCUGAUUUGUCUGCAGAUGAGCUUGGACAGUCAGACACUGAGGCUGCUUUCCCUGAGAAGAAAAAGAAACUGGAGCAAGGGAAAAAGGAUAGCGCUGGAGGAGGAGGAGGAGGAGGAGGAGGAAGAGGAGGAGGAGAGCAGAAGCAGGAGAUGCAGCGGAAAGCCUCGACAGCAGCAACCUCUCCUACAGAGAAUGGAGGGCAGAAGGGCGGGAGCUCGGGGUCAGACACAGAUAUUUACAGCUUCCACUCAGCAGCUGACCAUGAGGAUCUGCUAGCGGACAUCCAGCUCACUAUAAGGCUGCAGCACCAACAGCAGCAGGGGGUGGUUAACUCAACUGUGGAAGCGCAGGGAGGGGGAGAAGGGGAUUUGAGCUGGGGAGGAGGGGAGGGGAGGAGAAAGCAGAGUAAUGGAGUAGUUAAAUUAUGUCCUCCUGAGGUACUUGACCCGACCCCAGAAUUAGAACUGGGGUCUGAUGCCCUGUCAUUCUUAGAGACUGGAAUUCUGUCUGUCAAGCACACGGACCAACCUCCAAUGCUACACCCUCCCUCCCACAAAGAGGUGCAUGAGAGGAGGGAGGAGAAGGAGGAGGACGAGGAGGUGGAGCAACUGGAGCUAAAUGGAAAGGGACAGAGGGAGAGAGAGAGAGAAUCCUCUCUUUGUGUUGCCACAGGCACAAAAGACCAGCAUGCCUUGGUACAGCAGCCCCCUCACACAACCAUCACCAUGGCUACUGAAGGGGGUACAGCAGUUAGCCCGUUCACCAUGACGACCAGUGGUAACAGAGUCCCUGAUCACACAUUUGACAGUGCUGGGAAACCCCCAAAGGAGGAGGAGGAUGCAGAAUGUGAAUCCCCUCAGGAGGAGAGGGGACCUGGGGCGGAGGUGUAUGUCAGUCCUCCACACACAGAUAACCACAGCAGAAGUCCUGUAGCCACUGAGGGGCUGAAGCCAGGAACCAUGUUUGAAGAAGGUGAGGGUCAGUUGGGCUCAGACACUAGUGCAGAGUCCCUUGAGGACUGCUUAAGUGCUGGGUCUGACCUCAACCACUCCGCUCCUGCCAGGACCAGCACCUCCCCCUCCACCCAGCAGUGCAGGAGGAGCAGCAUGUGUUUCUCCCCUCUGCCUCCCCAGGAGAGCCCCACAUUGGCCAAAAGACUCCUUAGGUCCACCCACUCCUCCACCUCCUCUAGCCCUGUGGUGAAACCGUACCCUCCUAUCUUCCCCUCCUACAUAAAGACCACCACCAGACAGCUCAGCUCCCCAGGAUACUCCCCAGUUCUGUCCCCCUCCCAUAGCCCCCUGUCCCCGCGCAGAGCCCACCAUCACCUCCACAGGACGAUGGCUGAGGGUCACCAGGCCCGCAGGCAGCGCUCUCGAAGCCUUGCCGGGCCUCUUAGUCGCUCAGCCGACUGGACGGAGGAGCUUGAGAGGAGGCUGAGGAGCAGAGAGGAGGAUGGAGGUUCUGGCGGUUCGAGAGACUACCUGGUGGGCUACAGAGGAGGAGGCAGCCAGCCCAUAUGUGCUACAAGAAGAUCAUCCUGUGGACAGGUGUCGACCUGCGGCUUUCAGGACAUCUUUACAGGUCGAACCUUGCUGGAGAAGCUGUUCCUGCAGCAGCAGCAGGAGGAGCCGGAUGAGGCUGAGAGACUGUGCUCCAGGAUCUUGGCCAUGGGCCUGCUGCUGCCAUUCACUGACUGCUUCAGAGAGCAACUGGGUGGCAGCAGCACCCACAUCACCCCCACAACAUCAGCCAAGUUUGAUCAUGACCAGUUGUAUACAUGGGCAGCAGUUAAUCAGCCACCCCACUCCCAGGAUCCUAUUGAUGGGAAGCUACCUGGGCAGUUCAACAGGACAAGACAAGACAAUAGACCUGGACUCAAAUCCACAGAAGCUGAACACCAAGUAGCGAUCUUGGGUUUGAGUCACCAACAGACGGAGAGUCAGGAUCUUCCGGAGGAAUGUGUCCUUCCUUCAGCAAAACUGAAGGAAAAACACAUUAAUGUCAUCCAGCAGCUGGAACAAACCAUAGAGGACCUCAGGACUAAGAUCGCUGAGCUGGAGCGACAGUCCCCUCUGCUGGACAGGGGUAGUAUGAAACCCUUCACCAGCACCACAGAUAAGGAGUGUGGGGGAGAGGAGGGCUUGCUGAGGGUUGUGUGUGACGCUCACCUGCAGACGGAGGCGACUCACUUCCUGGACUGCCUGGAGGCCAAGUCGGUGCAGACGUCGCCCAUGGAUGAUAGCUUUAAGUUCAAAGUGCCUUGUAGUGAAUUGGAUGGAGUGAACAGCUUCCUACAGCCCUCACCCAGGCAGGAUGGCCACCAAUGUUCAUGUCAGCAGCAGCCUUCUCCCCUUCCAGGAGGAGCAGUAUCUCCUCAUCCAGGCCAGACUGUGGUACCUCCUCCAGCACCACCUCCUCCAGUAGGCUCAAUGCCAGCUCUGCCACCACCUCCUCCUCCUCCUCCUCCUCCUCCCCCUCCUCCCCUUCCUGGUGGACUUGUCCUACCCCCACCCCCUCCUCUCCCUGGUGGGAUUGCUCCACCCCCACCUCCUCCUCCUCCUCCUCCUCCUCCUCCUCCUCCCCUUCCCGGUGGCCUUGUCCCACCCCCACCCCCUCCUCUCCCAGGUGGCAUUGCCCCUCCUCCUCCUCCUCCUCCUCCUCCAUUACCAGGACUUGGAGGCCCACCUCCUCCACCACCUCCUCCACCACCACCUCCAGGCUGUGGACCUCCUCCUCCUCCUCCACCAGGAGCCAUCUGUGUUCGUCCAGCUCUUCCAGGGGCCCUGGGCUCCCUGCCUCCUCCUCUGCCGUUGGGGCUAUAUGCUUUGGGUAUGACUCAGGAGAAACCACCCAGGAAGGCUAUGGUGGAGCCGCCCAGACCCAUGAAGCCACUCUACUGGACCAGGAUCCAGCUGCACACCAAAAAGGAGGUUUCUUCUUCGUUGGUGUGGGAGACAAUUGAGGAGCCUGAUGUGGACUUUAAUGAGUUUGUAGAGUUAUUCUCGAAAACAGCUGUAAAGGAGAAGAAGCAGCCGCUCUCUGACACCAUCACCAAGUCCAAGACCAAACAGGUAGUGAAGCUGCUGAACAACAAGCGUUCUCAGGCAGUGGGAAUACUCAUGUCCUCUCUGCACCUUGAUAUGAAAGACAUUCAGCAUGCCAUCCUGAACUUGGACAACACUGUAGUGGACCUGGAGACUCUGCAGGCGUUAUAUGAGAAUAGGGCGCAGCAGGAAGAGCUGGACAAGAUUGAAAAGCACAUCAAGUCCACUAAAGAUAAAGAGAACGCUAAACCUCUGGACAAACCUGAGCAGUUUCUCUACCAGCUCUCUGUGAUCCCAAACUUCUCUGGCAGAGUGUUCUGCAUCCUUUUCCAAUCCAGCUUCUCUGAGUGCAUGUCGUCUAUAAUGAGGAAACUGGACAUACUGCAGAGGGUAUGCAAGGCCUUACAGGACAGCGAGACAGUGAAGCAGGUUCUAGGUCUGGUUCUGGCCUUUGGUAACUUCAUGAAUGGUGGUAAUCGAACCAGAGGACAAGCUGAUGGCUUCACCCUAGACAUCCUGCCCAAACUCAAAGAUGUCAAGAGCAGCGACAGCACAAAAAGUCUUUUGUCCUACAUUGUUGCAUACUACCUCAGACAUUUUGAUGAGGAUGCUGGCAGGGAGUCGUGCUUGUAUCCUCUCCCUGAGCCUCACGAUUUGUUCCAGGCUUCUCAGAUGAAGUUUGAAGACUUUCAGAAAGACCUGACUCGACUCAGGAAGGAUCUUAGAGCUUGUACAUCAGAAGUGGACAAAGUGUGUAAAGUUUCAGAUGAGGAUAACUUGCAGCCUUUCAAAGACAAGAUGGAGGACUUCCUUACACAAGCUAAAAGUGAACUGGAGACUCUGGAAGCUCAACUCAGCAGCACUCACAAACUGUUCCUGGAGCUCACAGUGUUCUUCUCAGUGAAGGCCAAGGCAGGAGAGAAGGAGGUUUCACCCAACACACUCUUCUGCAUCUGGCACGAGUUCUCCUCUGACUUCAAGGACCAGUGGAAGAGGGAGAACAAGACCAUUCUCAAGGAAAGGUUAAAAGCAGCAGAGGAGAGUUUCCGUCAGGCCAAGGAGAAGGCUUCCUACAGCGUCAAACCUAAACACGCCUCUGGCAUCAAAGCUAAGCUUGGCAUGAAGAUUUGACUCCAUAGACUCAGCAGUGAGUCAAAAAGAAAACAGUAUGAAGAGGACAGAAGAGAAAGAGGAAGGGACAGCACAAAUGGAGAUGGCAUGUACUGUAUGUGCAGCUGAGCCUGCUCAAGCAUUUUCUUUCAUUUAUUUAUGUUUAUCCUGCUCUGUCAGCUUGUCUUACGUUAAUUCCUCUCAAGCUGAUAACUGAAUGCAACACAGUCAUGGAAGGAUGCUCCUGUAGGAGCCACCAGGCAACAGGAAUCAUGGACUUUUGGGAUCAUCACAACUCAGACAUAUUACAUACCUUACACAUAGGUGGAAAAACAUCACACUGUGUGUGUGUAGUCUAGUCUAAACAAUAAGACCACCCAACUAUAAUCGCCAAAAAAUCACCACAAGCUCAGUGAUGAAGACUGUUUGUUCAAAAUCAGAUGGACUGGCCCAAGCAACAAUGACAUGACUCAGUAUUACAUUAUUAAUAUUGACUAACUGUCUGACAGGCCACAUUGUGUUAUUUGAAUUCAGCUGGAAGCCACAGCUGUUUGAUUCACCCUCCAAGUGCAGAAUGCUGAGUCAUUCUUGGCUUCAGAAAAAGAAAAUAUUAAUCAAUCAUGGUUGAUUUUGUAACACCUGUGGGUACUGGUGGUAACAGCAGCAGGUAUGUUUUAAUAACACCGGUCCCAGAGUUCUGUGUAUUACAGGCAACAAACACUGGGAGCAGCAAACACACCACAGGCAGCUAUCAGAAGAAAUAAAUAUAACAGAAGAAGACAAACAGGCGUACCCAUUUAAGAUAGUGGUAACACUGAAGUCAUGAUCUGGUUUCCACAAUACAUGAAAAGAAUGAAUGCACCAGCAUUCAUCUUCCAGAUCUCAUCCAGUAAAUGAAUGUCAAAUGAGUCAUUUCAUCACUUGUCUGUUUAGUUGGGACAACAUGCAUUUGCCUUACUUUUCUACAAAACUUUCGCCAUUUUCAUUGCAUACAUACAACAAUAAUGGAUCUUUGUUGUAAAAGGUGCAAAUAUGGUUCUACAAUGGUAGCCAUAGGAGAGCUAUCUGCAUUCCCCUCUUUGUGUUACCUCCUCCAUGGACGUUACAUUUAAGUGAUUAACUUCUGGCAUGGAUAGUACCAUGUGACCAUUUAUAAAACACUGCACUUUAUGUUUUGGCUCAUAACCCUUGAACCUCAUAUGAGCAAAAUUUUGUUGGUAAAGAUAAAUGUCAGUAUGGGCCCAGAUAUUUCUGCUUAACAGGUUUUCCCAAUAUUUUGAAUAUUUUAAUGAGUUUUGGAAAACAGUCUUUAUCCACUAUUUUCUUUUUUUAAGAUUAUUUUCUGCCUUUUAGUCCAGAGAGAUGGGAAAUGUGAGGAAUGACAUGCAGCAAACAGUCCAGCCAAGUAUUAAAUCUCACCAUAUCUAAGCUUUUGUUGUUUAUUCCAAAAUAGCCUCCUAAAACACCUUAUCUAACAUUUGUAGGUGUAGUUUAGUUGGCACAACAGCAGCAUAAAUUUCAAUGGCCAUGACUCAGAGACUACAAGUCUGACUCAUGAGUUGUUAAUUACCCUUACACUAAAUAUUUAGGGAAAACAUCUUGGUCACUAUCAGAUAUCAGCAUGAUUACCCUGUACCAUAUUUUUGAUUGUAAAAUAAAAAAAUAAAAAAAUUAAAAUAAAAUUGUUGUUUAACGCGUUUUAUCGUUAAAAUCAAAUUUAGAAGUUUGUGGAACUUUGGACCUGAGAGUGUGAAGCUUUCAGACUAGGGCCAGCCUCAGCAGCCACUAAUUUAACAGAGGACUGCAGUGAUUGGCACUGCUCAGCAGCACUUAAACACUCAAGUAAACAAACAAAUAAUGGCUGCAGCAAUGUCGAAAAGUAACAAAAAUGUGGGUUAUCCCAAACAGCCAUGAACACAUCCUUAACAACGCAGUAAAUAUUCUGUGUGGUCACAUUGAUAUCUCAUCACACACUUCAUGGACUCUCACAUUACCACAAUGCUGUUUGCGAUUCUACAUCCUGACUGUCCAGACUUAGCCUCUAUUUAGAAAAUCAAACAGUGCAUUGAUCGGCAGGAGAAAUGUACUUAAAUGUGUAAUUUCAAUGUAUUUCAGUGACAUGCCAUAUUAUACCAGGUAUAACAUAGAAUGUGUGUGUGUGUGUGGGUGGUUGAUCACAUCUUUGUGGUUGAUAAGCUGUGUGAUGAAGGAUGUGUAUUGUGCAUUGAAUUACAGCUGUUGAAUUUUGUGGCAGAAUUAAAGACUUUAUUAAUGGAAAGUAAUAAAUUGUUUGAAAUGAUUGUGAGACACAUUUUGGGUUCAUGUCAAUGAGAUCCUCCUCUGUUGGUUAGCAUGAUACUCACAACAGGAACCCAACUACAUUUGAACUGUUUCACGUGCAAUAAAUGUUUCUGUAUACAUGUAUAUGAAUGGGAUGCAUGGGGUCUGGGUGCAGUGUAAUUUCUGUAAAAUAAAGAGAACGACUUCUGCAUUA
This is a messenger RNA of Seriola aureovittata, 8854 nucleotides long. RefSeq names its product formin 2b (gene fmn2b). NCBI's taxonomy places the organism in Eukaryota, Metazoa, Chordata, Actinopteri, Carangiformes, Carangidae. The record is from RefSeq and is a predicted model, not a curated record. Gene Ontology annotation, biological process: intracellular transport. Gene Ontology annotation, cellular component: cytoplasm; endoplasmic reticulum membrane; nucleus. The transcript has 19 exons. The coding region runs from base 1855 to 6381 and encodes 1508 amino acids.